UAGUUGGGACAUGAACCAUAGCGUGGACACUGUUACCAUUACCGAGCGUAACGGACGUAGUUGACGUCUGCUCUCCCAGAGGACGCGUUGGUGUUCGAAGCGCGCCGCCGGCCGCGCAACCAUCAUCCAGCCAACGCGAAGCGCACCGUGUCAUAACCUUUGGCGCGUGGCGCGUUAAGUAAACAACUAUUCGCACGAGUGUGUAUCCACCUGGCGUUUAUUACGCUCGAGAUGUACGAGGCGCACAGCAUCAAUGCGGAGCACAAGGAUCUCAUACACGAUAUCGCCUACGAUUACUAUGGGGAACGGAUGGCGACAUGCUCCAGCGAUCAGUUUGUCAAGGUCUGGGACGAGGACGAGCAUGGAAAUUGGCACUUAACCGCUUCCUGGAAGGCCCACAGCGGAUCGGUAUGGAAGGUCACGUGGGCACAUCCGGAAUUCGGUCAGGUUCUCGCUACAUGUUCAUUCGAUCGCACCGCUGCUGUUUGGGAGGAGAUCGUGGGCGAGGGCUCGGGGCCGGAGGCACGCGGCAGUAAGCAUUGGAUUAAAAGAACAAACUUGGUUGACUCGCGCACCUCGGUCACGGAUGUCAAGUUUGCACCGAAGACCCUGGGCCUUCUGCUGGCCACUUGUAGCGCGGAUGGAUUCAUUCGGAUAUACGAGGCACCGGAUAUCAUGAAUUUGAGCCAGUGGACGUUACAACACGACAUCAACUGCAAGCUUUCGUGCAGUUGUCUCACGUGGAAUCCAUCUCUCUCGAGAUUACACCCGCCUAUGAUAGCAGUCGGCAGCGACGACCCGAAUCCUACGCUUGGGGCCAAAAUCUUUAUCUACGAAUAUUCCGAGAAUAGUAGGCGUUGGGUGAAGGCCGAGACGUUGUCGAGCAUUACGGACGCCGUUUACGAUAUUGCGUUUGCUCCUAAUCUAGGCAGAAAUUUCCACACACUGGCCAUAGCCACGAAGGACGUGCGAAUAGUCACUUUGAAACCGACGGACGAGAGUACGCAGACCGGUGUGUCGCAUUUCGAAACGAAUGUAGUCGCGCAGUUCGACGAUCAUUACUGCACAGUCUGGCGUGUCAGCUGGAACUGCAUGGGAACGAUUUUAGCAAGUUCCGGCGACGACGGUUGCGUCCGAUUGUGGAAAGACAAUUUCAUUAACCGCUGGAAAUGCAUCUCUGUUCUUAAGGGAGACGGUAUUCCAGCACAGGGUGCCGAAACUCCCAUUGUAGCGACUCCGCCGAGUUCGUCUACACCAGCUCAACAGAUACCGUCUACCACCAGGACCGUAAGCAUAGCCAUGGUCACUGCGGAGAAGCCAACCCCUACCAUCGUGUGCAGUAACAAGUGGCAAGCGCCCGUUAUAAAGGGACGCUUUAGUAAAUCCGUAUGGCUGGGUAAUCCCAGCGAACCGACGCCACCGUUGCUGCCGAUUAUAGCAAAGAAAUAAUCUUGGGAUCGUUUCCGAUCUAAAAUGUGAUUCAGUAUUAUUUAGAUUUAGAAUAAGCGCGAUGAUGCAUGUCGACUUUAAUUUUAACGCGUUUGUGAUAUAUAUUGAAGGGAUUCUUGAAGGAAUCCAUAAAAGUUUUUCCUGCGGAAUUAAAAUGCAAAAUCGUUUAUUAUACAAUCCUGCCACAUUUGUUUUUUUUUGUUUUUUAUAACGAUCCUUUAAUUACAACGUAUUGAUUAUUUAUAUAGAUUAUUAUUAGAUUACUUGGAUCUCUGGUUUGCGGAAACAAUCUAUUAUUACGCUGUAGAAAUUUCUGAUAAAUAUAUUUUUAAAAGUCUGAUUAAAAAA
This is a messenger RNA of Vollenhovia emeryi, 1797 nucleotides long. RefSeq names its product nucleoporin SEH1 (gene Nup44A). The record is from RefSeq and is a predicted model, not a curated record. Lineage: Eukaryota; Metazoa; Arthropoda; Insecta; Hymenoptera; Formicidae. Gene Ontology annotation, biological process: positive regulation of TORC1 signaling; cellular response to amino acid starvation. Bases 232 to 1449 code for a protein of 405 amino acids. Gene Ontology annotation, cellular component: nuclear pore outer ring; Seh1-associated complex. The transcript has 6 exons. Gene Ontology annotation, molecular function: structural molecule activity; protein binding.